ACCAAUCCUGUUCUUUCCCCCACUAGUUAGCUUUCUCCUCUCUUUUCUGUCCAUGGAAUUGCCUGUGAAGGCACCAGUCUCCGGUGACCGGAAGGCUAGUUCCUACAAGUUAGAAACCAAAAACUUGUGCUACAGAUUAUGCAGCAAGUUUGGUGGACAUUUUAGUGGGGUGUCUUGUGGAUGGACUUCAAAGGGAGCUCCUAAGUUCAUUUUGAAUGGGGUUACUUGUGAGGCAAGGCCAGGGGAAAUUACAGCAAUAGCAGGGCCAAGUGGGGCAGGGAAAACAACCUUGCUGGAGAUUCUUGCUGGGAAGAUUUCGCCGCAGAAAGUGGUAGGUCAAGUGCUUGUCAAUGGCAGGCCUAUAGAUGCUAAGAGUUUCAGGAGAGUUUCUGGGUAUGUCACACAGGAUGAUGCCCUAUUUCCCUUGCUUACAGUUGAAGAAACGCUAAUGUACAGUGCAUUUCUGAGGCUGCCUGAAGGGAGAAGAGAGGCUAUGUCCAGGGUGAAAGUGUUGAUGAGGGAGCUUGGAUUGGAGCAUGUUGCGGGUUCAAGGAUUGGGGAAGGAUCAAAUUGUGGGAUUUCUGGUGGGGAGAGGCGCAGAGUUUCCAUUGGAGUUGAUCUAGUUCAUGACCCUGCUGUCAUUCUGAUAGAUGAACCAACUUCAGGUUUGGAUUCCGCCUCAGCUCUUCAUAUUGUGACACUGCUUAAAUCCAUGGUGGUUAAACAAGGUAAAACUAUAGUUCUAACCAUCCACCAACCUGGUUUUCGAAUCCUCGAGCUUUUUGAUCGAAUUGUUUUGCUUUCAAAUGGAUUUGAUGUUCAUAAUGGAUCACUGAAUCUUCUUGAAGAAAGGCUAAAGCUUUCCGAGCAUAGGAUUCCUCCUCGGGUCAAUGUGCUUGAAUUUGCCAUUGAUGUCAUACAAACCUUGGCCCUGCAAAAAUCAGAAUCUCUCCAUAACCAAUAUUUUCAAGGGAAGAAAAUCAUCGAAGGCUGUACAAUGAGGGUUGGACACAAUAUCAAUCCUGAAAAAAAGCUUCUCCUCUACCCCAAUUCCCAAGUGGAGGAGGUUUUGAUACUGGGGCAAAGAUUUUGCAGUAACAUAUUCAGAACCAAGCAACUUUUUGCCACAAGAGUGAUACAGGCCUUAGUGGCAGGAUUAGUACUUGGAACCAUAUAUUUCAAUGUUGGGAGUGAUAAAGGAAGAAUUGCUCUACAAACUCGAAUCGGGUUUUUUGCCUUCAGCCUCACCUUCUUGCUGUCUUCCACCACAGAAGUCCUACCAAUUUUCCUCCAGGAGAGAAGAAUUCUAAUGAGAGAGACAUCCAGAGGUGCCUACAGAGUUUCCUCCUAUGUCUUGGCCAAUACCAUCAUCUUCCUUCCCUUUCUUUUGCUGGUUGGUCUCCUCUUCUCCACCCCAGUUUACUGGCUAGUUGGUUUGAGAAGGGAAAGUCAUGGGUUUCUUUACUUCUAUCUGGUAGUUUGGAUGGUUCUUCUGAUGUCAAAUUCUUUUGUAGCAUGUUUCAGUGCCCUGGUGCCAAACUUCAUCAUGGGGAACUCAGUGAUUGCAGGGCUCAUGGGAUCUUUCUUUCUCUUUUCUGGGUAUUUUAUUUCCAAGGAUAACAUACCAACGUACUGGAUUUUCAUGCAUUAUUUGAGCUUGUUUAAGUACCCAUUUGAGUGUUUUAUGAUAAAUGAGUUUGGAGGACAGCAAGGGACAAGAAGGUGCAUAGACUUUCAGAAUGGGGAAUGCAGUUUAUAUGGAAAUGGGCUCCUAUGGCAGCAGGACAUAAAAGAAUCACAGAAAUGGAGCAAUUUAGCUGUGAUGUUGGGCUUCAUAAUUGGCUACAGAGUCCUUUGUUUACUAAUUUUAUCGUACAGAUGCCAUCGAACAAGAAACUAGAUACAUUACUCCAUUUCCUUUUCACUUUCAUCAAUAGUUUUGAGCAUAUAUUUUAGAUAUUUACUCAUUUCUGGAGAUAAUCAAAUUUAUGUACUUUA
Rubroshorea leprosula is the source of this 1998-nucleotide messenger RNA. Lineage: Eukaryota; Viridiplantae; Streptophyta; Magnoliopsida; Malvales; Dipterocarpaceae. The record is from the annotation of a GenBank genome assembly.